Messenger RNA from Cuscuta epithymum, 1784 nucleotides. The record is from the annotation of a GenBank genome assembly. NCBI's taxonomy places the organism in Eukaryota, Viridiplantae, Streptophyta, Magnoliopsida, Solanales, Convolvulaceae.
CAGAUUUUACAAGACGAGAUUUAAUUACCCGCAUCUCAGCAUACCGUAGCUUCCAGUCUGCCAUGGCUUAUAUUCCUCCCCACAAGCGCCACUCUAGUUCCUCUCCGGCGCCGGAGUCUCUUCUGCCCCCUCAUUUUCGCAAAAAUCUAAGCCUAAGUGACCGGAACUCAAACAGCAGGAGCACCCGGAAGGACAAGGGGUCCAAACUUAUCUACGCAGACAACGCGAUUUCUAAGUGGUUCGUGGUCGGCUUGCCCAACUCGGACAAGGAAGAUGAAUCUUCGCGCAACCUUUCAGCUCUCACCAGAUUCGAGCCGGUAUCACUCGGAUCCUUCGCGAAAAAAUCGGGUGAAACCCCCCUUGUUUUGGUUCUGAAAGACGACUCUGCUGAGAGAGAGGAUGCGUUUGUGGAAAAACCGUGGGUUUUUGUUGUUGAAAAUGUGAAGCAGGACUUGCUUGCAGCAUUGGACAGGGUGAAGAGCGAAAUUCUGGAAAAUGAACUUGAUGGAGUAAAGCCAACUCUAGUUGCCCGCGUUGGAAGAGUUCUCUUUCACGGAAAUCUUUCAUAUUUACACUCAUGGACUGAAAGCAGUUUGAGAACAUCGAAAAGAUCUUUUUACACUAAUGUUCCUCUCUCAUAUAUGGAACACCUAACAAACGAAAUUGUUCAAAAAGUUGGACUUGACUUUGAGGGGGAUAAGGAGUUGUACCAUGUUAAGAUCUCUGAUAAUUUACAGCCUGAUUCAACAAUCUCAUGUAAAUGUGCUGUGCGAAAAGAUUGUAAAAGCAUUGAACUCUACAAGGCAGGUUUCUACUAACAUUCCAUGACAGCAGGAUGGUAAUGUGUAUAUUUGCACCAGAGCUUUCAUGAGAAUGUAUUUUGUUGUGUCUAUAACUCUGGUGAUUAACAAGUUGUAUGGAGUAUGACAGCAUGUGUCUAUACACUGGUGCUGCCUCAUCUUUAUAAUUUCUUUACCACAGAUUGAGUUUAACCAGGUGCGUCCCCUGGUUGUAGACAUGUCUUUUCUUCGGAAGAGCCUAGAUUUGAGGUUAAUGCUUACUACCAAGAGAAUCGUGAUAUCUUUAACUGACGACGAAGAAGAUUGUAUAAAAGCUCUAAUUUCUUGUGCCAUUCUCGAUCCAGACGUUAAGGGUGGGCUUCGAUGGCCACUUGGGAAGGAUACAUUGGGAGGUCGGUACACUAUAGUUGGUGUCUGGCAUACCAGUGCUAAAACAUACAGAAGUUCAUCAUUCAGGCUUAAGGUUCGACGUGCAGAUCGAUUUGAUUUCAGAACAUCAUCUGGUGAGGUUUCAGGGGAGGUUAUUCUGAAAAUGCACGGAGUUGUAGCGCUGAUGCAGAAGCAAACAUUUGAAAAUGACAAAGUGGUGCAAUUGCUUGGAGAUGAUUUGAAGUUUAUAUGGGAUCACUUUAUGUGCAUCAAUAAGUGAACUCAAAAUUUUGGAUUUCGGAGAUGGCUUACUUGUUAUAGGCCUUGUAGCAUUUUCAUCUCUUGUAAAUAACUUUUCCAGCAAUUUGGUAUUAAAGCUCUAAUGCUGUUUUGGUACAAUGAUUUCUUGUAAACCCAUCCCCCACUUCACCCCAAAGUUCAAACCUCAUUGACCUCAGUAUUAGCUCUGAGUUUUGGCAACCAUCGUGCUUUAUAAUGACACGUAGCCUUUUGAAAUACUGAGUGAGAAAUUGUUACAAACCUACGGACCUACUAAGUUGGUUAGUACUUCCUCCGUCUCAUCGGAUUUUGCCAAAUUUCUCUUUUUGGUUCUCC